AUGGCGAUGCGCUCCGCCAGCGCCGGCCCACGCAGCUACCGCCAGCUGGGCGUAAUCACCGCCAGCCCUCUCGGACUAGCCGCAGCCGUGGAGCGCAUGCGAGGGAAGGACAUCGAGUUUUCUGCCAUCGACCUCAGCUGCGGCGGCGCUGCUGCUCAGCAGUACCAGGGUCGGUGCUGGUGCUGGCCGUGGUUUCGGGGGCAUUGUCUUCGCUUCUGCAGGUAUCAGCACCUCUUCGGCGCUACCGAGCUCGUCUACUUCGUCAUCGAUGCGCGGCGGCCGCUGGACCACCUCGAGGUUGUCGAGGACGAACUGCGCGCGCUGAGGGCGGUAGAAGAGCUCGAGGAUGUGCCGUUUGCCCUCGUGGCUAGUCAUGGUGAUGGCCCUGGCGCUGAGUUCAUUCGCGAUUUCAUCUGCGACCGGCUUCGCUUACCCCAAGACCAAGUUUCAGUUUGA
Molecule: messenger RNA, 456 nt
Organism: Lasiosphaeria miniovina
Lineage: Eukaryota; Fungi; Ascomycota; Sordariomycetes; Sordariales; Lasiosphaeriaceae
Exons: 2
Coding region: 1-456 (151 amino acids)
Source: RefSeq, a predicted model, not a curated record